AUGUUGCAGAAAUACCAUAUAUUAUAAAAUUUAAGAAAGAAAUCAAAAACUUAAAAAACAUAUACAUAAGUUAUAUAAGAUGAAGAAAUGAUAAUAAAUGAAGAAUAAAAAAAAUAAUAUUUAAAAUUUUAGAGUGAAAUAAAAUUGGAAAUUAUACGAACAUUUUCAAAUACAAUAAUAUUGUUAAAUCUUAACAAUAAUAAAAUAAUCCUUUAGUUUCUUUGA
This is a messenger RNA of Paramecium primaurelia, 225 nucleotides long. Lineage: Eukaryota; Ciliophora; Oligohymenophorea; Peniculida; Parameciidae. The record is from the annotation of a GenBank genome assembly.